Molecule: messenger RNA, 660 nt
Organism: Schistosoma mattheei
Lineage: Eukaryota; Metazoa; Platyhelminthes; Trematoda; Strigeidida; Schistosomatidae
Source: the annotation of a GenBank genome assembly
AUGGACAGUACAUCUACUUUAUCAACUUCAUUAACUUCCAAAUAUUUUUUAAAUUUUUCUCAUAUGCCCUACAAUUGGAUUAUAAUAAAAAAAUAUAGCUGCAGUAAUCGACUAUGUAUUGCUCCACUGAAAUUUAUUAUGCACACAUUUUCAGAUUGUGCAUGUGUAUGUCAACCGAAUGAUAAACGAUGUUUUGAAUUGUUGGAAGGGAAACGUCAAUUCACGGCUGAAGAAAUUCCAUUACCACUGAAUGGUUCUUACAUCUUACCACCUUGUCGUUAUGGUGUAAUGGAUGAUUUACACUUAUAUCAUAGACAUUGCCCCGGACCAACUAGAAAUACGCUUCCAAUUAAAUAAUAUGACAACAUAAAAUGAAACUAAUGGGAAACUUAUUUCUCUCACCUACCAGUAGCCAGGUGUCAAAUAGUUUAACAAUUAUAUAUGGUUUUUAGUAAAUAAGCCACGGAAAUGGAGUAUAACUAGGCAAAAUCGUGCAAUCUAUCAUAUUCUUUUUCAGUUGUCUUCUGUAUUUUCAUUGACAUUACAGUUACCACUCUGAUUUAUACAUGCAUACAUACAAAUUAGACAUCAAUACAAACAUACGAUAUCCGUCAUUGUCUCUAUUGUAAAUCGAAAACUUUGCUUAACCAUAAAAAUCUC